CGGCCGAGGGGCGGUGGCCGCGCAGGCUCCGCGGGACGGACUCACGGACAGACAGGGGACGGAGGGACGCGCGUACGGCCAGGCCAUGCCGGGGGAAGCUGCCCGCGCCGAGCUGCUGCUGCCGGAGGCGGGCGGAACAGGGCCCCGCACAGAUCUGUCCUGCGAUGCGGCUGCGGCUACCACCCCGAGGGGGGACCAGCUGGAGCACUGUGUCCUGACCCCUGAGCCCAGUGCCCUGGCUCUCACGUUCCUGCCCAGCAAGCCGGGUGCCCGGCCCCCGCCUGACGGAGCCAGCUGGGAUGCAGGGCCGGGACGCGCCCCCUCGGCCUGGGCAGUUCAGGCAGAGGGCGGCCCCAGCCCAGGGCCCCCCGAGGUUCGGCCUGCUGAAGGUCCUCUCCCAGCCUCCCUGGAGCCCCGGAUUGUGAUGGGCGAGGAGACGUGCCGGGCAUCCCCACUGCCCAGGGCAACCCUGCCAGAGCUCAGGGACUGGGAGGGUGGGCACGCCAGCCUGAACCCACCCCCCGAGUUGUGUUCUCAGGGUGACCCUCCUGUGCCUUUCCCUGCCCCCGACUCCGAUUCUUACUUCACCCCUCCCUCCACCCCGACCGAGACAGCCUCCACCCUGCUCCCUGGCCCCGGGCCCCACAGGGAUGCCCAGGAUGCCCAGGCUGAGCUGGGGGACUCGCCGCCAGCCUCGCCCUCAGGCUCCUACAUCACGGCGGACGGGGACAGCUGGGCCUCGUCUGCAUCCUGCUCCGUGAGCCUGCAGGCCCCUGCUGAAGGGCUGGAUGUGCCCUCAGGCUGGGGCUUCUCCCCACCUGGCUCUGUGGCCGAUGAGAGGGAGCUGCCCCCUGCCGGGACCCCGGACACCUCAUCCCCAGAGUCCAGCCUCUCGGCAGACAGCAGCUCUUCCUGGGGCCAGGAGGGCCACUUCUUCGAGCUGGACUUCCUGGCCAAUGACCCGAUGAUCCCUGCUUCCCUCCUGCCCUUCCAGGGCAGCCUGAUCUUCCAGGUGGAGGCUGUAGAGGUGACGCCGCUGCCCCCCGAGGAAGAAGAGGAGGGGCAGGAAGAGGAACAGGAGGAGGAGGACGAGCAGGAGGCCCCCAUCCCCCGAGGGGACCUGGCCGGGGAGGGCGAGGACGACAGCACGUUCGCGUCCUCCCUGCAGUCGCUGUCUGACCUGUCCAUCACUGAGGGCGUGGACGAGGCCUUCGCCUUCCGAGAUGACACCUCGGCCGCCUCCUCUGACCCCGACUCAGCCUCCUACGCGGGGGGUGAUGAUGAGAGACUGUACAGCGGGGAGCCCCACGCACAGCCCACCACCCUGCUCCAGGACAGCCCUGGUGAGGCCGCCUCCUGGGGCCCAGAGCCCACUCUUGGGGUGUCCGAGGGAGAGGUUGGCCGGGCUGCCAAGAGCCAGGAACCCAUCUCCGAUAUAACCGGGGUGGGCCCCGCUCCAGGCCAGGUGUCCGCUGCUGCUAUGGCCCCUCACGUCCCACAGAAAGCCCCAGGCCUCACUGGGGUGACCCCUCAGGCCUGGGCAGCAGAGGCAGGCUCCACCAUGGGACCAGCACCUGUUGCCACAAUCACACCUCAGUCCCUGCAGGAGGGAGACGGCGCUGCCUUAGGCUUAGAGCCCCAGACUUCGAAGGGAGAGGUGGGCCUCGACUCUCUGCAGAACCUGAAGGAAGAAACAGGCCAGGGGUUUGCCGCUGCAGGCAGCCCUGAGCCCCAGCCAGGAGAAGUGGAACCGGCAGCAUCCCCGCCCCUGCAGGAUUCAGGCCUCCCCACUGGCCAGGGAUCUGAGCCCCAGGCCAGCCCUGAGCCCCAGCCAGAAGAAGUGGACCUGACGGCAUCCUUGCCCCUGCAGGAUGCAGACCUCCCCUAUGGCCAGGGAUCUGUCCCCCAGGCCAGCCCUGAGCCCCAGCCGGAAGAAGUGGACCUGACGGCAUCCUUGCCCCUGCAGGAUGCAGGCCUCCCCUCUGGCCAGGGAUCUGCCCCUGAGGCCGGCCCUGAGCCCCAGCCAGAAGAAGUGGACCUGACCGCAUCUUUGCCCCUGCAGGAUGCAGGCCUCCCCUCUGGCCAGGGAUCUGCCCCCGAGGACAGCCCUGAGCCCCAGGCGGAAGAAGUGGACCUAAUGGCAUCCUUGCCCCUGCAGGAUGCAGGCCUCUCCUCUGGCCAAGGAUCUGCCUCCGAGGCCAGCCCUGAGCCCCAGCCGGAAGAAGUGGACCUGAUGGCAUCCUUGCCCCUGCAGGAUGCAGGCCUCUCUUCUGGCCAAGGAUCUGCCUCCGAGACCAGCCCUGAGCCCCAGCCGGAAGAAGUGGACCUGAUGGCAUUCUUGCCGCUGCAGGAUGCAGGCCUCUCUUUGGUCCAGGGAUCUGCCUCCGAGGCCAGCCCUGAGCCCCAGUCAGAAGAAGUGGACCCGACGGCAUCCCCGCCCCUGCAAGAUGCAGGCCUCUCUUUGGUUCAGGGAUCUGCCUCUGAGACCAGCCCUGAGCCCCAGUCAGAAGAAGUGGACCUGAUGGCAUCCUUGCCCCUGCAGGAUGCAGGCCUCUCCUCUGGCCAAGGAUCUGCCUCCGAGACCAGCCCUGAGCCCCAGCCGGAAGAAGUGGACCUGAUGGCAUCCUUGCCCCUGCAGGAUGCAGGCCUCUCUUUGGUCCAGGCAUCUUCUUCCGAGGCCAUCCCUGAGCCCCAGCCAGAAGAAGUGGACCUGAUGGCAUCCUUGCCCCUGCAGGAUGCAGGCCUCUCUUUGGUCCAGGGAUCUGCCUCCGAGGCCAGCCCUGAGCCCCAGUCAGAAGUGGACCUGAUGGCAUCCUUGCCCCUGCAAGAUGCAGGCCUCUCCUCUGGCCAAGGAUCUGCCUCCGAGGCCAGCCCUGAGCCCCAGUCAGAAGUGGACCAGAUGGCAUCCUUGCCCCUGCAGGAUGCAGGCCUCUCUUUGGUCCAGGGAUCUUCUUCCGAGGCCAUCCCUGAGCCCCAGCCAGAAGAAGUGGACCUGAUGGCAUCCUUGCCCCUGCAGGAUGCAGGCCUCUCUUUGGUCCAGGGAUCUGCCUCCGAGGCCAGCCCUGAGCCCCAGUCAGAAGUGGACCUGAUGGCAUCCCCGCCCCUGCAAGAUGCAGGCCUCUCUUUGGUCCAGGGAUCUGCCUCCGAGACCAGCCCUGAGCCCCAGUCAGAAGAAGUGGACCUGAUGGCAUGCCCGCCCCUGCAAGAUGCAGGCCUUCCCUCGAUCCAGGGAUCUGCCUCCGAGGCCAGCCCUGAGCGCCAGUCGGAAGAAGUGGACCUGACCGCAUCCCCGCCCCUGCAGGAUACAGGCCUUCCCUCAGUCCAGGGAUCUGCCUACGAGGCCAGCCCUGAACCGCAGCCAGAAGAAGUGGAACUGAUGGCGUCCUUGCCCCUGCAGGAUGUAGGCCCUCCCUCAGUCCAGGGAUCUGCCUCCGAGACCAGCCCGGAGCCCCAGCCGGAAGAAGUGGACCUGACCGCAUCCUUGCCCCUGCAGGAUGCAGGCCUUCCCUCAGUCCAGGGAUCUGCCUCCGAGACCAGCCCUGAGCCCCAGCUGGAAGAAGUGGACCUGAUGGCAUCCUUGCCCCUGCAGGAUGCAGGCCUUCCCUCAGUCCAGGGAUCUGCCUCCGAGACCAGCCCUGAGCCCCAGCUGGAAGAAGUGGACCUGAUGGCAUCCUUGCCCCUGCAGGAUGCAGGCCUCUCUGGCCAAGGAUCUGCCUCCGAGGCCAGCCCUGAGCCCCAGUCAGAAGAAGUGGACCUGAUGACAUCCUUGCCUCUGCAGGAUGCAGGCCUUCCCUCAGUCCAGGGAUCUGCCUCCAAGACCAGCCCUGAGCCCCAGCCUGAAGAAGUGGACCUGAUGGCAUCCUUGCCCCUGCAGGAUGCAGGCCUCUCCUCUGGCCAAGGAUCUGCCUCCGAGGCCAGCCCUGAGCCCCAGUCAGAAGUGGACCAGAUGGCAUCCUUGCCCCUGCAGGAUGCAGGCCUCUCUUUGGUCCAGGGAUCUGCCUCCGAGGCCAGCCCUGAGCCCCAGCCAGAAGAAGUGGACCUGAUGGCAUCCUUGCCCCUGCAGGAUGCAGGCCUCUCUUUGGUCCAGGGAUCUUCUUCUGAGGCCAGCCCUGAGCCCCAGUCAGAAGAAGUAGACCUGAUGGCAUCCUUGCCUCUGCAAGAUGCAGGCCUCUCUUUGGUCCAGGGAUCUGCCUCCGAGACCAGCCCUGAGCCCCAGCCAGAAGAAGUGGACCUGAUAGCAUCCCAGCCCCUGCAGGAUGAAGGCCUACCCUCUGGCCAAGGAUCUGCCUCUGAAGCCAGCCCUGAGCCCCAGUUGGAAGAAGUGGACCUGACAGCAUCCGUGCCCCUGCAGGAUGCAAGCCUCCCCUCGGUCCCAGGAUCUGCCUCCGAACCCAGCCCUGAGCCCCAGCCAGAAGAAGUGGACCUGACAGCAUUCCAGCCCCUGCAGGAUGCAGACCUCCCUGUGGUCCAGAGAUCUUCCUCCAAGGCCAGCCCUGAGCCCCAAUCGGAAGAAGUGGACCUGACAGCAUUCCCGCCCCUGCAGGAUGCAGGCCUUGCCUCGAUCCAGGGAUCUGCCUCCGAGGCCAGCCCUGAGCCCCAGUCGGAAGAAGUGGACCUGACCGCAUCCCCGCCCCUGCAGGAUGCAGGCCUUCCCUCGAUCCAGGGAUAUGCCUCCGAGGCCAGCCCUGAGCCCCAGUCGGAAGAAGUGGACCUGACCGCAUCCCCGCCCUUGCAGGAUGCAGGCCUUCCCUCAGUCCAGGGAUCUGCCUCCGAGGCCAGCCCUGAGCGCCAGUCGGAAAAAGUGGACCUGACCGCAUCCCCGCCCCUGCAGGAUGCAGGCCUUCCCUCAGUCCAGGGAUCUGCCUACGAGGCCAGCCCUGAACCCCAGUCGGAAGAAGUGGACCUGAUGGCAUCCUUGCCCCUGCAGGAUGCAGGCCUCCCCUCAGUCCAGGGAUCUGCCUCUGAGGCCAGCCCUGAGCCCCAGCCGGAAGAAAUGGGCCUGACGGCACCCCUGCCCCUGCAGGAUGCAGGCCUCCCCUCUAGUCAAGGAUCUGCCACCAAGGCCAGCCCUCAGGCCUUGCAGGCUGACACAGGCUACACCCUAGGGACAGAGCCCAUGGCCACCACAGCCCAACAGAAAGGAGGCAAGACUUUGGAACUGAGGCCAGCGCCUGAGAAAAGGGACCCAGACCACACUGGAGGCUCAGACUCUCUGGCCUUGGAUCAGAUCCAUCUGGGUGUCCUGGAGCCAGCUGCAGAUGCUCGGAUACCCUUGGACGGAGAUGCAGGCCCUUCCAAGCCUGCCACGGAGGCCCCAGACACACCUGAGCCUGCCACGGAGGCCCCAGACACACCUGAGCCUGCCACGGAGGCCCCAGACACACCUGAGCCUGCCACGGAGGCCCCAGACACACCUGAGCCUGCCACGGAGGCCCCAGACACACCUGAGCCUGCCACGGAGGCCCCAGGUCCCCCAGAGCCUGACACCAGUGUGGAGGAAGUAGCCAAGGGCCUUCUGGCACCUGAGUGGGGAGCCUGUCCUGACGCCCGUGUGUAUGGGGGUGACGGAGCUGAGCCCAGCUCGCCCCUAAAGGAGGGCCCGGGGGCUGAGAACCAGGAGCGUGGAGUCCUAAAGGCAGUCGUCUGCAGCCCAGAGGCACGUCCUGCUGCCAGCCUGGAGGUUGGCCAGGUGGGGCCCCCAAGCCCAGUGGAGGAGGGAAGGGCCACCCUGGGGCGCAGGCUUCCCGUGGCUGUGGCCUCAGAGGCUGGGCUGGGCUCCUGCCCGGAGUCUCCAUCAAGGGCUGUACCCAGGCGGGGAGGGAGCUGCCCCGAAGAUCCUGCCCCGGCAUUUCCGCUGCCCUCAAGGCAGCCAGAGCCCGUGCGGGGCCCGCACAGCGGAGAGCAGGCCCCGGCAGCACUGGGAGUCCUCGGCGCCUCCCCGCCGCAGCCGCCACAAAGCCCCACAGGGGGCCUGCCCAGUGCACCCCAAGACGGCAUCCAGGGCGCUGAGUCCCCUGCUCCUGGUGCCCUCGUGCAGACAGUCCCGCCCCCCACGGCACCCCCUGCCCCCUGCCCUUGCCAGGUCCCCGGGGAAAACCUGGGGGAGGGCGAGGAGCCCCUGGGCUCCCUGGGACUCCCACCACCACGGGCAAGAGCCCAGCGGGCAGUGGCUGCCUUCUCAGGGACCAAGAACCCCCCCGGGGCCGGGCAGGUCAGCCUCCCGCCCCACUCCCCCCUCCUCAGCCCCAAGGCGGCCCCCAAGGGGGCUACCCAUGCCAAAGACCUGGCCUCGAGGAUCUCGCCCCCCUGCCAAGUGCCUCCUGGCUCCGGGCUCCGGAGCCCAGCCGGACCUCGAGGGCCCCCAGCCGCCGAGCAGCAGCGUGACCAGGACAGUUUGGAAGAAGACUCACCCCAGGCUCCGGGCUCCGGCCAGCACUCGGACAGCCACGGGGAGUCGUCGGCCGAGCUGGAGGAGCAGGACCCCUCGGGACCACAGACCACGCCGUGCCCAGCCCAGGCCCCGGCAGGCGGCGGGAGCGAGGAGACCGUCACCAAAGUCAAGCAGAGCCGCAGUGAGAAGAAGGCCCGAAAGGCGAUGUCCAAGCUGGGCUUACGACAGAUCCAGGGCGUCACCAGGAUCACCAUCCAGAAGUCCAGGAACAUCCUCUUCGUCAUCGCCAAGCCUGACGUCUUUAAGAGCCCGGCCUCGGACACCUACGUGGUCUUCGGCGAGGCCAAGAUCGAGGACCUGUCCCAGCAGGUGCACAGAGCUGCGGCUGAGAAGUUCAAGGUGCCCUCCGAGCCCUCUGCCCUGGUCCCCGAGUCAGCGCCUGGGCCGAGGGUGAGGCCAGAGUGCAAGGAGGAGGAAGAGGAGGAGGACGACGAGGAGGUGGACGAGACGGGGCUGGAGCUUCGGGACAUUGAGCUGGUGAUGGCGCAGGCCAACGUGUCAAGGGCCAAGGCCGUGCGGGCCCUGAGGGACAACCAGAGCGAUAUCGUCAACGCCAUCAUGGAGCUGACAAUGUAGCUGCUGACCAGAGACCUGGCUCCACCCCUGCCCCCCACCUCUGCUGCCCAAUAAACUGGUGUCCCC
Eubalaena glacialis (North Atlantic right whale) is the source of this 7093-nucleotide messenger RNA. RefSeq names its product NAC alpha domain containing (gene NACAD). NCBI's taxonomy places the organism in Eukaryota, Metazoa, Chordata, Mammalia, Artiodactyla, Balaenidae. The transcript is spliced from 8 exons. The record is from RefSeq and is a predicted model, not a curated record. Gene Ontology annotation, cellular component: cytoplasm; nascent polypeptide-associated complex. Gene Ontology annotation, biological process: protein targeting to membrane. The coding region runs from base 86 to 7027 and encodes 2313 amino acids.